Molecule: messenger RNA, 1036 nt
Organism: Echinops telfairi (small Madagascar hedgehog)
Lineage: Eukaryota; Metazoa; Chordata; Mammalia; Afrosoricida; Tenrecidae
Product: neurocalcin-delta
Exons: 5
Coding region: 109-465 (118 amino acids)
Biological process (GO): calcium-mediated signaling
Cellular component (GO): cytosol
Molecular function (GO): actin binding; tubulin binding; calcium ion binding
Source: RefSeq, a predicted model, not a curated record
CUGCUGCUGCUGCUGCUGCACGCCGCGGCCGUUGCUUUCCCGUGGCUGCCGAGCAUGGACUGCUAAGUCUCGCACUUCUUCUGCGUGAGCUGAAUUCUUGCCGCCAGCAUGGGGAAACAGAACAGCAAACUGCGCCCCGAGGUCAUGCAGGACUUACUUGAAAGUACAGACUUCACGGAGCACGAGAUCCAGGAGUGGUACAAGGGCUUCUUGAGAGACUGCCCCAGUGGACAUUUCCAUCCCUGUGGCUUCUGUCCGCAGGCAAUCUAUAAGAUGGUUUCCUCUGUCAUGAGAAUGCCGGAGGAUGAGUCCACCCCAGAGAAAAGGACAGACAAGAUCUUCCGCCAGAUGGACACCAACAGAGAUGGAAAGCUCUCCCUGGAAGAAUUCAUCCGGGGGGCCAAGAGCGACCCGUCCAUCGUGCGCCUCCUGCAGUGCGACCCCAGCAGCGCUGGCCAGUUCUGAAGUCCACGCCCCCUGCCCCACCCCACCCCCCAGCCAAUCCUGGAGCUGCUCGUGAAUCCCUUUUUGAUUUUAACUUUGUAACCAUUUUGCCAAACAAUAUUUUUGGUGAUGCUGUGCCCCCCGCCCCCACGCGGUCCACCGCGCCUGCCUGUGUGACGCCUUCAGCUUCUUUUGUCGUGGACGCUUCGUGGCAUGCCUAGUGUGCCAGCGCUUGUGGCGAGCAUGGACGUGUGGUCACCCCCAGGCCUUGUGGUGUCCGUUGUUCCGACAAUGCUUCCCGUUCUUACAGUUUGCUUUCUUCCGAUUUGAAUGUCUGUUCUGAAGCCAAGACUUGGUGAGUCCAGGAGGGAACAGGUCACCCCGGUGAGGUGAUAGGACCCCAUUCGGAAACCCCCGCCUGGGUGGUGGCCGAACACAGCCAAGGGGUGAUGGGUUCCCCUGUAAAGGCAUGUUACCCUCUGGGGCAAGUCUGUGAGAAGGGCCUGAGGAAUUCCCCCUCAGGGGGAGCUCCCGCCACCCUCUUCCUCCGAAGGCUGCCGUUGUUUCUAAGCUGUGAACAUUUGGGGGUGGA